GUGGUCACAACAAAAAAGGAGCGAUACUUAUGUGUGUCGUCGGCGGCAAAAUGAGUGAAGGAAUCAAUUUCAGCGACCAUUUGGGUCGAGGAGUCAUUGUUGUCGGUCUGCCGUACGCUAACAAACAAUCGCCUGAAUUGAAAGAGAGAAUCAAUUAUUUGAAUUCAUUGAAACCCGAGUCCGGAAAUGUGUUUUAUGAAAACUUAUGUAUGAAAGCAGUGAACCAAUCAAUUGGAAGAGCAAUCCGGCAUAAAGACGAUUUCGCGGUUAUUAUUCUUUUAGACAAUAGAUAUACAAACAGAGCGAACAUAAGGCAAAACCUUCCCGAUUGGAUCAGAUCUAGGCUCUCGUGUUACGAUUCGUUCGCUAAAGCGUUCUCUUCUGUCCGACAAUUCUUUCAUAACAAACAAAUGUAAGACAUUUUAGUGAAUCGCAUGAAAUUUAAC
Medioppia subpectinata is the source of this 446-nucleotide messenger RNA. The record is from the annotation of a GenBank genome assembly. Lineage: Eukaryota; Metazoa; Arthropoda; Arachnida; Sarcoptiformes; Oppiidae.